GAAAACAAUAAUGAUUAAAUUAGUAUAUAAAGAGAUUGUCACUUGCACAUUUAUCAGUUCGGUAAGACAAGAGAAACAUAGACAAUAUGAAGAUCAUUUUUAUUCUCAGCUCUUUGCUGGUUUGUUUAGUACGUAUCAACUGCAUAAUCGUAGAUGACGCAGAAUCAGAACCCCCAAGAAAUGACUCAACUCUGGGCAUGGUCCAGACUAUAUGGGGACAGAGAAGCGCAGAUGAAGAUGGUGAAACAUCUGAUGACAAUGAAGACAUCCCAGUGACAAAUCUCAUGACAUCUGGAAACAACAACAGUCCUCAAAGUAAUGUAGUGCCACCCAUUUCGACUGUAGAAUCAUCAAGCACACCAAGCAGUUCUACAGAGCCAUCGAGCACGACAGCACAACCAACAAGCACCUCGGCAGAACCACCAAGCACUUCGGCAGAACCACCAAGCACCUCGACUGAACCACCAAGCACCUCGGCUGAACCAUCAAGCACCUCGGCAGAACCACCAAGCACCUCAUCGGAACCACCAAGCACCUCGGCAGAACCACCAAGCACCUCGGCUGAACCACCAAGCACCUCGGCUGAACCAUCAAGUACUUCGGCAGCACCAGCGAGCACCUCAGCUGAACCGUCAAGCACCUCGGCUGAACCACCAAGCACGUCGGCUGAACCACCAAGCACCUCGGCUGAACCAUCAAGCACCUCAGCUGAACCACCAAGCACCUCAGCUGAACCAUCAAGUACUUCGGCAGCACCAGCGAGCACCUCAGCUGAACCGCCAAGCACCUCGGCUGAACCGCCAAACACGUCGGUUGAACCACCAAGUAGUUCGGCAGAACCAUCAACCACCACUACGGCGGAGCCAUUAAAGUUGAAGACGGAGAAACCUCAGAAUGUGCAAGAUACAGCAUCAGUGCCUUCGAAACACGAUCCAACGCUGGGCCACAUUAAAACAGUAUGGGGACAAAGGCGUGACGACAAUGAAACAGAAAAUGCUUCUGGAAAUAGCAGUGGUCUUCCUAGCAAUGCUAGCCAGACUUCCAUUGACAAUAUUGGCGGAAAUGAUGUCACUACCAUCAACAGCACAGACAACAAUGGUGUUCUAGGCAAUUCUAGCAACAAUUCUGGCGGUAAUGGGGUCACUGCCAUCAACAGCACUGACAGUGUUCCAAGCAAUUCUAGUGAGAAGUCUGAUGGCAAAAACAUCACUUCUGGUUCCACUUCUACUAGUACAGGCGAACCCGUAGGUCCAAUUGGCGGUCCUAUAGGAAAAUGGCUCACGACGUUUCCAGACAAUUGCAUUGGUAGUCGCAACUGCAUGAUCGAGAAGAUUAUAGCCGCAGUGAGAAAGCUGAAAGAGAGAAGCGGCAACAGUCAGUCAGGGAACACCAUCGGACAAUUUUUGUCCAGUUUUCGAGGAACGAAAGGACUUAAACGACUGCUAAGGGGAAAAGGAAAACUAGAUUUAGGCAGGAUUCUAAGAUUGGUCAUUGUGAGAGGAGAGAUGGGUCAGUCGGCUGUAGGAGGUCAACCUUCUGGUACUGGAAAUCCAAACAGUAAACCUGCAUCUAAAGUAAAACCACAAUCUGAGUCAGUUGAAGAAAAAGAGUCUGAAGAGAAUGAAUCGGGAGAAGUAGACGAGAAUACAGGUGGGAUGGGAAAUGGACCUGCUUGGGGACGUAGGGGCAUGGCAGCAGGUAUUGGGAAUUUUAUGGGUCGGGGUCAAAAUAACAGAAGAAAGGGUGGAUCGCGUAAAAUGAAGGACAAAAAGGGUUCUAGUUUCAGUGGGAGAUUAAGGAGUAUAUUUGCUAAUUUCGGGUCUAGAAUAAGUUCUCUUAGACGAAGCGGUGGGCUGUUUAGUGGAUUGUUUCGUCGUCAAAACCAAAACCGCAAACAGUCGUCCAACGUCUUCCGUAUGAGAGGUAAUGACAAUGCUAUUUCAGGACCAAACAGAUUUGCUGUACGGAAUCCAAACAAAAGCCAAAGGAAAAGGAUGUUUAGUGGAUUAUUCAGGAACUUUUUCAACAGACGUGGUUCAGGAGAGGUUGACGAUUAGACCUACAACAAUAUCAAACAACAAGACGGAUAUACAAAUGCUUCAGUACAAAUAUGUGAUAUUAAGACAACUGGUGGGACGAAGGAAAUGUCUAAAAUAUUCCUCCGGUGCCUACAUUACAUUUACAAAGUAUUUUGACAAUGUGAACAAAGAACAACAAUUUGUGCAAUAGUUCAUUGUGAUCAUAUUUAAAAACAAUUUUAUUUUUAUAUAAAUAAAUUGUUUAAUUUUUUAA
Molecule: messenger RNA, 2292 nt
Organism: Gigantopelta aegis
Lineage: Eukaryota; Metazoa; Mollusca; Gastropoda; Neomphalida; Peltospiridae
Product: mucin-19-like
Exons: 2
Coding region: 87-2057 (656 amino acids)
Source: RefSeq, a predicted model, not a curated record